AUGAUCUAUAUAAAAUGCUUCACGCUUAUUUCAUUUACAAUAAUUAUCUAUGGAACAUUUGGACAAUAUUAUAAAAUAUGGAGCGAAUAUCCACGGUCAAUUCUACAAAAUGAAGAAAGAUUAACAAAACGUCCUUGGACUUUACGUGACCCACUGAAUUGUUGCUUGGAUAAUGCUAAAUGUUGUAGGCGUAAAAGGUACUUUGGAAGAAAACUGGAUGAAGAUGACGAAGAUGAAUUUGGUUUGACACGGGGAAAACACGUUUGGAAAAAUCGUGUAUAUCAGAUUAGAAAUCGAAUGAAUCCACUACUGAUAAAAAAAAUUUACUCAUGAAAGAAUGAAUAAGUAUUGAGUUCUAAAAACGUUAUUACUAUAUUGUGUAUGUAUCUGUCUAUCCAUAAAUAUCUUAAAAUAAACAUUUUUUAAACAUUUCA
Messenger RNA from Schistosoma haematobium, 434 nucleotides. RefSeq lists its product as uncharacterized. Bases 1 to 333 code for a protein of 110 amino acids. The record is from RefSeq and is a predicted model, not a curated record. The transcript is spliced from 2 exons. Lineage: Eukaryota; Metazoa; Platyhelminthes; Trematoda; Strigeidida; Schistosomatidae.